AUGGCGGAUAGAAAAAAGAAACUUCAACCAAGGUUCGUUGGACCCUUCAAAAUUCUUCAAAGAGUUGGAAAAGUAGUGUACCGACUCGAGCUACCAUCAAGUUUGUCCAGAGUUCAUGACGUCUUCCAUGUGUCGAUGCUCAAAAAGUAUUAUCCUGAUCCAACCCAUAUUUUACAACCGGAGGAGAUUGAGAUAGAUGAAGCACUCACCUACGAGGAGAAACCUGUGCAAUUACUCGACCGAAAGGUUAAGGAGUUGAGAAACAAACAAAUCCCAUUAGUGAAGAUUUUGUGGAGAAAUCAUGGAAUAGAAGAGGCAACUUGGAAGGUGGAGGAAGAGAUGCAAAAGAGAUACCCUGAACUGUUUAUUAACCCAGAUUUUUCAUGCCAGACCUUGUCUUCUGUUGGAAUUGAGCAGUACUUUGUUUGA
Messenger RNA from Coffea arabica (coffee), 429 nucleotides. RefSeq lists its product as uncharacterized. NCBI's taxonomy places the organism in Eukaryota, Viridiplantae, Streptophyta, Magnoliopsida, Gentianales, Rubiaceae. The record is from RefSeq and is a predicted model, not a curated record.